This is a messenger RNA of Hypanus sabinus (Atlantic stingray), 11516 nucleotides long. RefSeq names its product HECT domain containing 1 (gene hectd1). Gene Ontology annotation, cellular component: nuclear speck. Gene Ontology annotation, biological process: protein K63-linked ubiquitination; anatomical structure development; proteasome-mediated ubiquitin-dependent protein catabolic process. The coding region runs from base 2948 to 10681 and encodes 2577 amino acids. NCBI's taxonomy places the organism in Eukaryota, Metazoa, Chordata, Chondrichthyes, Myliobatiformes, Dasyatidae. The record is from RefSeq and is a predicted model, not a curated record. Gene Ontology annotation, molecular function: metal ion binding; ubiquitin protein ligase activity; protein binding. The transcript is spliced from 43 exons.
UAAAAAUGGCACAUUUCUUUAAUAUUUUAAGCAAGAUUAUUUUUUUUAUUUUCAUCUUUUACAGUUUCAAAAUAACAAAAAAAGGAAAAGGGCCCGAAACAAAUGUUUGGGCACCCUACAUGGUCAGUACUUAGUAACACCUCCUUUGGCAAGUAUCACAGCUUGUAAACGCUUUCUGUAGCCAGCUAAGAAUCUUUCAGUUCUUGCUUGGGGGAUUUUCACCCAUUCUUCCUUGUAAAAGGCUUCUAGUUCUGUGAGAUUCUUGGGCCAUCUUGCAUGCACUAUUGUUCUGAGGUCUAUCCACAGAUUUUUGAUGAUGUUUAGGUCAGGAGAAUGUGAGGGCCAUGGCAAAACCUUCAGCUUGCACCUCUUGAGGUAGUCCAUUGUGGAUUUUGAGGUGUGUUUAGGAUCAUUAUCCUGUUGUAGAAGCCAUCCUCUUUUCAUCUCCAGCUUUCUUUUUAAACAGAUGGUGUGAUGUUUGCUUCCAGAAUUUGCUGGUAUUUAAUUGAAUUAAUUCUUCCCUCUCCCAGUGAAAUGUUCCCCAUGCCACUGGCUGCAACUCAAGCCCAAAACUUGAUCAAUCCACCCUCAUGCUUAACAGUUGGAGAGGUGUUCUUUUCAUGAAAUUCUGCACCCCUUUUCCUCCAAAGAUAACUUUGCUCAUUGUGGCCAAAAAGUUCUAUUUUAACUUCAUCAGUCCACAGGACUUAUUUCCAAAAUGCAUCAGGCUUGUUUAGAUGUUACUUUGCAAACUUCUGACACUGAAUUUUGUGGUGAGGAUGCAGGAAAGGUUUUCUUCUGAUGACACUUCCAUGAAGGUCAUAUUUAUUCAGGUGUUGCUGCACAGUAGAAUAGUGCACCACCACUCCAGAGUCUGCUAAACCUUCCUGAAGGUCUUUCAUAGUUAAACGGGAGUUUUGAUUUGCCUUUCUAGCAAUCCUACGAGCAGUUCUCUCGGAAAGUUUUCUUGGUCUUCCAGACCUCAACUUGACCUCCGCCAUUCCUGUUAACUGCCAUUCUUAAUUACAUUAUGAACUGAGGAAAUGGCUACCCGAAAAUGCUUUGCUAUCUUCUUAUAGCCUUCUCCUGCUUUGUGGGCAUCAUUUAUUUUAAUUUUCAGAGUGCUAGGCAGCUGCUUAGAGGAGCCCAUGGUUACUGAUUGUUGGGACAAGGUUUGAGGAGUCAGGGUAUCUAUAAAGCUUUGAAAUUUGCAUCACCUGGCCUUUCCUAAUGAUAAUUAUAAACAAGCCAUAGCCCUAACAAGCUAUUUAAGGUCUGAGAUCUUGGUAAAAGUUAUCUGAGAGCUCAAAUCUCUUGGGGUGCCCAAACGUUUGCAUGGUGCUCCUUUCCUUUUUUUCACUCUAAAAUUGUACAAAACAAAAAUAAUACACUAAUCUUGCUUAAAAUGUUGAAAAGAAUGUUUCAUCUUUAACUUCAUGACUUUUGGAGAUCAGUUCGUCCUCUACUCACUUAAUUAUUCACAGUAACAGAAAUUUUGACCAGGGGUGCCCAAACUUCUGCAUGCAACUGUACAUUGAAAAAAAAUUGUAAACUUGUAAGUAUAAACUUGUAUGAACUUUCUCUAUAUUAUUAAAAUACUAACAUGCAUUGUUUUAAAGCCCCUAACCAUUAACUACUACAUUAAGCAGUGGAUUAGAGUAUGGAGUCAUAGAGCACAAAAACAGUUUUGCCUGCCCUGCCACAUCAAUGCUGUUAAUUAUUUAUCUAUAUGAAUCCGAUUUACCAACAUGUGAUCUGUGCCCUUUUAGGCCUUGGCAUGCCUAUGCUUAUCUAGUGACUGACCAAAUCCUAAACCCAUUCUUCUGCUUUGAGGAAAUAUUUGCUGCCAUCCACCCCAUCAAAGUCCAAUAAAAUUUAAUUCACAUGAAAUUUCUUGUUUUGUUUUGUGUUCUUUCGAUAUAAAUUUCCACCUAAACCUGGUGUUUAAAUGUGUCAAUUUUUAUCUUGAACAUGCUCUUCGAUUCUGCCUCAACUCUCUUUGAGGCGGAGACUUUCAAAAUCCUUCAGCCUGUGAAAAAUUAAUUUCAGUCCAGAAUAGAUCGCCUCUUAUUUUAAACAGUAACUCCUUGUUCUAAGUCCUUAACUAGGGGAAACAUCCUCCCCAAGUCUAGCCCAUGGAACUUUCUAAGAAUUUUGUACAUUCCAAUGAAAUCACCUUUCAUUCUUCCAAAUUCUAGUGAACAAAGAAGUAGUUUACUUGAUCUCUCAUCCUAUGACAUCCCAGAAACAAGUCUGUUGAAUCUUCGCUACAAGUAUAUCUGUUGCAAGUAUAUCCAUUUUAAGGAUCCUAAAUUCCUCUGCUUGGUGAAAACCGAGAGGUUAACCCGUGUGAAACGCGACAGAUGCUGGUAAGUGCCAGAAGGCAACUGAAGGGAAAUGUUACAAAAGCACUGAUGUGAUUAAAGGCGGCGUGAGAGCAGACAGAAACUUGAAAAGUGAAUCAUUUUCGCUGGAAUCGAGGGGAAAGGACGAAGUAUCGUUUCGUCAUACAUGAAGGUAAUUAUUCGUCUUAUGGCUGAGGCCGGCUAUUACACUAUCCAGCGGAAUGGUGACCGAGAAAGGGAAAAGCGAGAAAACAGUUUUCAAAAACCAGACGCCUCACAAAAAGCGCCAGUUUGACGCUUGAGGGCGACAGCGGCUAUUUGCGACGCUCCCUGAUCGGGGAGGAAGGAGCCGACACUGCGCCUCCGCCGCAGCUGCAUUACGUGCCCGAGAGACCGGGGCCGGCCGCAGGAUCGGACGCUGUUUCGGCCUCCUACUAUUUAUCCAAUCCCUGGGACCCUACUGUCAGGAGGGCUGCGGCGAGCUCCAGGCCGAGGAUAAGACCGCAGUUGGUCUGGACUCCGAGAGCCGUGACUUUCUUAUCUGCCAGUCCCUUUAACUCGAGAGAAGAACACUGGGAAUUACAUAUUGAAGCGGCCUCAGCAUGGCCGAUGUGGACCCCGAUACGUUGUUAGAAUGGCUGCAGAUGGGCCAGGGCGACGAAAGGGACAUGCAGCUGAUAGCAUUGGAACAGCUGUGUAUGCUCCUUCUUAUGUCCGAUAACGUGGACCGUUGUUUUGAAACGUGUCCACCUCGUACUUUUCUACCAGCUCUAUGCAAAAUUUUUCUGGAUGAAAGUGCUCCUGAUAAUGUAUUGGAAGUGACAGCCCGUGCCAUUACAUACUACUUGGAUGUGUCUGCUGAGUGCACACGAAGGAUUGUUGGAGUGGAUGGAGCAAUUAAAGCACUUUGUAAUCGUUUGGUUGUAGUUGAGCUCAAUAAUAGGACAAGUAGAGAUCUAGCUGAACAAUGUGUAAAGGUACUUGAACUUAUAUGUACUCGAGAGUCUGGAGCAGUAUUUGAAGCAGGAGGCUUAAAUUGUGUGUUAACCUUUAUCCGGGAUAGUGGCCAUCUUGUGCAUAAAGACACACUACAUUCUGCAAUGGCUGUAGUCUCCAGACUUUGUGGAAAAAUGGAGCCUCAGGAUUCAUCACUUGAAACUUGUGUGGAGUCCUUAUCUAGUCUAUUGAAACAUGAAGAUCCACAAGUGUCAGAUGGAGCUUUGCGUUGCUUUGCUUCGUUGGCAGAUCGAUUUACUCGGCGUGGAGUUGAUCCGGCUCCUUUGGCAAAACAUGGAUUGACUGAAGAACUUCUUUCUCGUAUGGCAGCUGCAGGUGGUUUAGUGGCAGGAGGGUCCUCAUCUGCUUGCAAGCCAGGCCGUUCUUCUACAGGAGCAACUCCUAAUGCAGCUGAUUCUAAACUUAGUAACCAAGUAUCAACAAUUGUUAGUCUACUUUCAACACUUUGCAGAGGCUCUCCUGUUGUGACACAUGAUUUAUUGAGAUCUGUACUACCUGAUUCGAUAGAAAGUGCACUACAAGGUGAUGAAAGAUGUGUGCUUGACACGAUGCGAUUGGUGGAUCUACUUCUGGUAUUACUUUUUGAAGGACGUAAAGCUUUGCCAAAGUCUAGUGCUGGUUCCACGAGUAGGAUCCCUGGCCUCAGGAGGCUGGACAGUUCUGGAGAGCGUUCUCAUCGUCAGCUUAUUGAUUGCAUUCGUAGUAAAGACACUGAUGCAUUAAUAGAUGCCAUUGAUACUGGAGCUUUUGAAGUGAACUUUAUGGAUGACGUGGGUCAAACCCUUCUGAAUUGGGCUUCAGCUUUUGGAACUCAAGAAAUGGUGGAAUUUCUGUGUGAGAGAGGUGCUGAUGUCAACAGGGGUCAGAGAUCCUCAUCUUUGCAUUAUGCAGCUUGUUUCGGAAGGCCACAAGUUGCAAAGACUCUGUUAAGACAUGGAGCAAAUCCAGAUCUCCGUGAUGAAGAUGGUAAAACCCCUCUGGAUAAGGCACGGGAGAGAGGUCACAGUGAGGUUGUGGCCAUAUUACAGUCUCCAGGAGACUGGAUGUGUCCUGUAAAUAAAGGAGAGGAUAAGAAAAAGAAAGAUGCUAACAGAGAGGAUGAAGAUGGAAAUGAACCAAAAGGAGAUCCUGAAAUGGCCCCACUAUACUUGAAAAGAUUGUUGCCUGUUUUUGCACAGACAUUUCAGCAGACAAUGUUACCAUCCAUCAGGAAAGCAAGUCUUGCUCUUGUUCGAAAGAUGGUACAUUAUUGUUCUGAGGCACUUCUGAAGGAAGUGUGUGAUUCAGAUGCUGGCCACAACUUGCCUACAGUUUUGGUGGAAAUUACAGCCACAGUCCUGGAUCAAGAGGAUGAUGAUGAUGGCCAUUUACUAGCUCUGCAGAUCAUUAGAGAUCUUGUAGAUAAAGGAGGUGACCUAUUUCUGGAUCAACUUGCAAGGCUUGGGGUAAUCAAUAAAGUAUCCACUUUGGCUGGACCAUCUUCAGAUGAUGAGAAUGAAGAGGACUGCAAGCCUGAUAAGGAUGAUGAGCCUCAAGAAGAUGCUAAAGAAAUUCAGCAGGGUAGGCCAUACCAUUGGAGGGAUUGGUCUAUCAUUCGUGGAAGAGAUUGCUUAUACAUCUGGAGUGAUGCAGCAGCCUUGGAGUUGUCAAAUGGGAGUAAUGGAUGGUUUCGAUUCAUUUUGGAUGGGAAAUUAGCUACAAUGUAUUCUAGUGGAAGCCCAGAAGGUGGCUCUGACAGUUCAGAAAGCAGAAGUGAGUUCUUGGAAAAGUUGCAACGAGCUCGAAGUCAAGUCAAACCAGCAACCAGCAGCCAACCCAUUCUCACUGCACCAGGGCCAACAAAGCUCACAGUAGGCAACUGGUCUCUCACUUGUUUGAAAGAAGGAGAAAUUGCAAUACACAAUUCUGAUGGUCAGCAGGCUACUAUAUUGAAAGAAGAUCUCCCUGGAUUUGUGUUUGAGUCAAAUCGUGGGACAAAACAUUCAUUUACUGCAGAGACAUCACUCGGAUCAGAAUUUGUUGCUGGCUGGACUGGCAAAAGAGGAAGAAAGUUGAAAUCGAAGCUGGAGAAAACUAAACAAAAGGUGCGAACCAUGGCCAGAGACUUGUAUGAUGAUCAUUUUAAGGCCGUGGAAAGUAUGCCUCGAGGAGUGGUAGUCACACUGCGAAAUAUUGCAACACAGCUUGAGUCUGCCUGGGAACUUCAUGCAAACAGACAGGGUGUAGAUGGGGAGGCUACAUGGAGAGAUUUAAUGAAAACUGCUUUGGAGAACUUGAUUGUAUUACUAAAGGAUGAAAACACAAUUUCACCUUAUGAGAUGUGCAGUAGUGGCCUGGUACAGGCACUUCUUACUGUUCUCAAUAAUAAUGUGGACUUAGAAGUGAAACAAGAUUGUAGUCAACUAAUUGAACGAAUAAAUGUCUUCAAAACUGCAUUCAGUGAAAAUGAAGAUGAGGAAAGUCGCCCAGCUGUUGCCCUUGUUCGAAAGCUGAUAGCAGUGCUGGAAUCAAUUGAGAGGCUUCCUCUUCAUCUGUAUGAUAGCCCUGGCUCUUCAUAUAACUUGCAGAUACUUACAAGAAGACUACGAUUUAGAUUAGAACGAGCUCCUGGGGAGACAGCUUUGAUAGACAGAACUGGGAGAAUGCUCAAGAUGGAACCUUUGGCCACUGUUGAAUCUUUGGAGCAGUAUCUUCUUAAAAUGGUGGCAAAACAGUGGUACGACUUUGACAGAUCAACUUUUGUAUUUGUGCGUAAAUUACGUGAAGGACAAACGUUCAUUUUCAGACAUCAGCAUAAUUUUGAUGAAAAUGGGAUAAUAUACUGGAUUGGGACAAAUGCAAAAACAGCAUAUGAGUGGGUGAAUCCUGCAGCUUAUGGAUUGGUGGUUGUGACAUCUUCAGAGGGUAGGAAUUUGCCAUAUGGACGUUUGGAAGACAUUUUGAGUCGUGACAGCUCAGCACUUAAUUGCCACACAAAUGAUGAUAAGAAUGCUUGGUUUGCCAUUGACCUUGGGCUAUGGGUGAUCCCUUCAGCCUACACACUGCGACAUGCUCGUGGUUAUGGUCGAUCUGCUCUGAGGAAUUGGGUUUUUCAAGUGUCCAAAGAUGGACAGAACUGGACAACACUAUACACCCAUGUGGAUGACUGCAGCUUGAAUGAGCCAGGAUCCACAGCAACCUGGCCCCUUGAUCUUCCAAAAGAUGAGAAGCAGGGUUGGCGACAUAUUCGGAUUAAACAAAUGGGUAAAAAUGCAAGUGGACAGACACACUACCUUUCCCUAUCUGGUUUUGAAUUAUAUGGGACAGUGUCUGGUGUGUGUGAAGAUCAGCUUGGUAAGGCAGCUAAGGAAGCAGAAGCCAACUUAAGGAGGCAGAGGCGCCUGGUGCGUUCUCAGGUUUUGAAGUAUAUGGUGCCAGGUGCACGUGUAGUUAGAGGCAUCGAUUGGAAAUGGCGAGAUCAGGAUGGCAAUCCACCAGGCGAGGGCACUAUCACAGGAGAACUGCAUAAUGGCUGGAUUGAUGUCACCUGGGAUGCUGGUGGCUCUAACUCUUACCGUAUGGGCGCAGAAGGAAAGUUUGACCUCAAGCUUGCACCAGGGUACGACCCUGAUUCAGCGCCAUCACCCAAACCUGUUUCAUCCACUGUUUCAGGCACAGCGCAGGCAUGGAGCAGCUUGGUGAAAAACAACUGCCCAGACAAGAUGGCGGCCACUGCACCGGGCUCCUCCAGUCGAAAAGGAAGCAGCAGUUCUGUGUGUAGCGUGGCUAGUAGCAGCGAUAUAAGCUUGAGUUCAUCUAAAAUGGAACGCAGAUCUGAAAGCGUGUUGGAACAGACUACUGUUACUGGUACAGACAGUCAUGAACCCAUUGUUGUCCUUUCUGCUUCGGAUAUUUUGCCCCAAGGAGGAGCAGGAUCAACUUCUAGUGCCAGUACUAGCACAUUAACUGCAGACACAGCAAGUGAAAAUGCUGACAGGAAGUCUGGUCCUGAGGUUUCAAUGCGUAAUUCUGGAGAAUCGGGGGCAAUAUCAAUGGGUAUUGUUAGCGUGAGCUCUCCUGACGUGAGUUCAGUAGCGGAGUCAUCAAACAAGGAAGUAGCUUCACAACGACCUCUGAGCUCUUCAGCAAGUAACAGACUUUCAGUAAGCUCCCUAUUGGCUGCUGGCGCACCCAUGAGUUCAAGUGCCAGUGUACCCAAUCUGUCUUCAAGGGAAGCCUCCAGUCUAAUGGAAUCCUUUGUGCGACGAGUUGCAAAUAUUGCACGCACCAAUGCCACAAACAACAUGAACUUAAGCCGCAGUAGCAGUGAUAACAACACUAAUACAUUGGGACGAAAUGUAAUGAGUACUGCAACAUCUCCUCUCAUGGGUGCCCAGAGUUUCCCAAAUCUUACAACUACUGGUACCACAUCAACUGUCACCAUGUCUACUUCCAGUGUCACCAGCAGUAACAAUGUAGCCACAGCAACCACAGGUCUAUCUGUUGGUCAGACACUCAGUAAUACUUUAACAACAAGCCUGACAUCCACUUCCAGUGAAAGUGAUACUGGUCAAGAAGCAGAAUUUUCUUUAUAUGAUUUCCUGGACAGCUGUCGUGCUAGUACAUUAUUGGCUGAACUUGAAGAUGAUGAAGAUUUGCCUGAACCAGAUGAGGAGGAUGAUGAAAAUGAAGAUGACAAUCAAGAAGACCAAGAAUAUGAAGAAGUAAUGGAAGAAGAGGAAUAUGAAACAAAAGGAGGGCGUCGUAGAACAUGGGAUGAUGAUUUUGUUCUGAAAAGGCAGUUCUCUGCCUUAGUACCUGCUUUUGAUCCACGCCCUGGUCGUACAAAUGUACAGCAAACAACUGACCUUGAGAUUCCACCCCCAGGAACACCUCAGUCAGAGUUGCUGGAAGAAGUGGAAUGUGCUGCUUCACCAAGAUUGGCGCUGACUCUUAAAGUAGCAGGGUUGGGAACAUCUCGUGAAGUGGAAUUGCCACUCUCAAACUACAGAGCAACCAUUUUCUACUACGUGCAGAAACUCUUGCAGCUUUCCUGCAAUGGAAGUAUAAAAUCUGAUAAACUUAGGCGCAUUUGGGAGCCAACAUACACGAUUAUGUACAGAGAGAUGAAAGAUUCUGAUAGAGAGAGAGGAGAAAAUGGAAAAUUGGGCUGCUGGUCUGUAGAGCAUGUGGAACAAUACCUUGGCACUGAUGAAUUACCAAAGAAUGACUUGAUAACCUACCUACAGAAGAAUGCAGAUUCAGCUUUCCUGCGGCACUGGAAAUUAACCGGCACUAAUAAAAGUAUUAGGAAAAAUAGAAAUUGUUCUCAGCUCAUUGCUGCAUACAAGGAGUUUUGUGAGCACGGAUCAAAGUCAUCUGGACUAAGACACGGGUCCAUAUCAUCUUUGCACAGUUGUGAGAUUCUGAGUGGAGCACGAGAGCAGCCGCAAGCAAAGGCUGGGAGUGGACAGACUGCUUGUGGUGUGGAAGAUGUUCUGCAAUUACUUCGAAUUCUCUACAUUGUUGCUAGUGAUCCAUACUCAACAUGGCGAAGCCAGGAAGAAAUGGAUGGUCAACUUCAGUUCAAUGUUUCACCAGAGGAAUUUACGAGCAAAAAAGUCACCACAAAAAUCUUGCAACAGAUUGAGGAACCUUUGGCUUUGGCUAGUAGUGCAUUGCCAGAUUGGUGUGAGCAGCUGACCAGCAAAUGUCCAUUCUUAAUUCCUUUUGAAACUAGGCAACUGUACUUCACUUGCACAGCAUUCGGUGCUUCAAGGGCAAUAGUCUGGCUGCAGAAUAGGCGUGAGGCCACCAUAGAACGAACCCGAACAACCACAGCAGUGAGACGUGAUGAUCCAGGAGAAUUUAGAGUCGGCAGAUUAAAACAUGAGCGGGUUAAGGUUCCUCGAGGUGAUAAAUUAAUGGAAUGGGCGGAAAAUGUCAUGCAGAUUCAUGCUGAUAGGAAGUCUGUUUUAGAGGUUGAAUUUUUAGGUGAAGAAGGGACUGGUCUUGGCCCUACUUUAGAGUUUUAUGCACUUGUAGCUGCAGAGUUUCAAAAGAAAGAACUUGGAAUUUGGUUGUGCGAUGAUGAUUUUCCUGAUGAUGAAUCACGACAGGUCGAUUUGGGAGGUGGACUGAAGCCACCAGGAUAUUAUGUACAGCGAUCUUGUGGACUGUUUUCUGCAGCAUUCCCACAGGAUAGUGAGGAAAUGGACAGAAUAACCAAACUUUUCCAUUUCCUUGGAAUUUUCUUAGCCAAAUGUGUUCAGGACAACAGACUGGUGGACAUUCCAAUUUCUAAACCUUUCUUUAAACUCAUGUGUAUGGGAGACAUCAAAAGCAAUAUGAGUAAAUUGUUACACGAAUAUGGGAGCCGGGUAGAUGGUGACUUGCAUUAUACUGAAAGCCAAUCUGAAGCUUCAACUGAGGAAGGCCAUGAUUCUAUAUCUGUUGGAAGCUUUGAUGAGGACUCCAAAUCAGAAUUUAUUCUUGAUCCUCCUAAACCCAAACCUCCUGGUUGGUUCCAUGGAAUCUUAACUUGGGAGGAUUUUGAAUUUGUAAAUCCACACAGAGCCAGGUUCUUGAAAGAAAUAAAAGAACUUUCUGUGAAAAGACGGCAGAUACUAAGCAACAGGGCUCUUUCAGAAGAUGAAAAAAACACUCAGCUCCAAGAGCUUACUUUGAAGAAUCGGUCAGGAUCAGGACCACCACUUGGCAUAGAGGAUUUGGGGCUGAACUUCCAGUUUUGUCCUUCAUCCAAAGUACAUGGGUUUACAGCUGUUGAUCUAAAGCCUAAUGGUGAUGAUGAGAUGGUAACAAUAGACAAUGCUGAAGAGUAUGUUGAAUUGAUGUUUGACUUCUGUAUGCACACUGGAAUACAAAAGCAGAUGGAUGCUUUCAGAGAUGGGUUCAACCGUGUCUUUCCUAUGGAAAAGCUGAGUUCUUUCAGCCAUGAAGAAGUUCAAAUGAUCCUUUGUGGAAAUCAGUCACCUUCUUGGACUGCAGAGGACAUAAUUAACUAUACUGAACCCAAAUUGGGUUACACCCGUGAUAGUCCGGGAUUUAUCCGAUUUGUGAGGGUGCUUUGUGGUAUGUCAUCUGAUGAAAGGAAAGCAUUUUUGCAGUUUACCACAGGAUGUUCCACACUCCCACCAGGUGGACUUGCCAAUCUUCACCCGCGACUUACUAUUGUACGCAAGGUUGAUGCAACAGAUGCAAGUUAUCCAUCAGUGAACACGUGCGUGCACUACCUUAAAUUACCCGAAUAUUCCUCUGAAGAAAUCAUGAGAGAACGUUUGCUAGCUGCUACAAUGGAAAAAGGAUUUCAUCUUAAUUGAGCUGAUCAUUGGUGGAUAGUGAACAGACACUAAACUGAAACUUAAAUAAAAGCCUCUUGUGUUUGUGUGGAAAAAGAUGUUGACCUCCGGCUGUGCUCUGAUACAGCAUGCCUUUUUGAGGCUUUAGAGUUUAAAAAAACAUAAUGAGUAACUGUUAGCUGCUAAUGUUUUGGCAGGAACAAAAUUCUCCUGUUAAUAAUUACACAGCCAGCAAAUAAAAAUGGCACAGAGCACUGUGUGCUGCUUCAAGGGCUUAAGAGGCUGAAAGUGGAACAGUUUCUCUAUGUUCCCAAGGGCAGUUUUUUGGUCACAUUUUCAGUGUUUAAUUUUUUGACAAUGCACUGUGUCAUAUUUUGUUUUAAUACUCACAGCAAUUGGUACCUGGGUUCACUAAGAAUGCCACAUUUGAUCUCUUUUGCUGGCCUAAUGCUAUUGGCCAAGAAACUGCUUGAGUAGAAUUGUAAUGUAGAGAGUGAAUGGGCACUUCCCCCAAAAUAUUUUCUGUUUACUAGUGCCUGCACUGUUUAUUGGAGUAUUAAAGUUUUACUUGCUCUCAGUUUUGUAAAACAAUCAUGAAUAAGCUUCAUUCCCCACCCCAUUUUUUUUGGUGUAUGUUUUCAUUCUUGAAUGCCCUGCUCUGAAGAUCAAAUCCUUGAAUGCAUUUGUGCAAUUUUACAGUAAAGCUAGAAACACUGGUUCUAGGUGCAAGGCACAAUUUGAAGCAAGCUAAGCUUUUCUCUGUAUUUCUUUGUAUAUUAUAAACAUUUAUUUAACUCAAGUUGCAGUUUCAAGUUAUACAAACUAUUUUCAAAGGUGUAUGCUCAAAUAAUCAUUA